Capronia coronata CBS 617.96 is the source of this 588-nucleotide messenger RNA. RefSeq lists its product as uncharacterized. The coding region runs from base 1 to 588 and encodes 195 amino acids. NCBI's taxonomy places the organism in Eukaryota, Fungi, Ascomycota, Eurotiomycetes, Chaetothyriales, Herpotrichiellaceae. The transcript is spliced from 2 exons. The record is from RefSeq and is a predicted model, not a curated record.
AUGAAUUUUGCGCCUUAUCAAGAUGAAUCUCCGGAGUUAGAGCGUGCGCUUUCUCCGCCGCCUAACAACAGAAAGCGACCGUCCUUGGACACUUCACAAUCUCGAUCACCCGCUCCAGGGCACCACGCUUCCCAGACGACCCCACGCGCUAGUUCAGAUACUGGACGUCUCCCUCCCCCAAGCGGACUCGGCGGUGGACGCUUUGUAAAUAGGUUGACAAGUUCGCGAGAAGAGAGAGGACAAAGUCUCGAGGCAUUUGAAACUAGUCUUCCUUUGAGGUUGGACUAUGAAGCGAUGAUGGCCUAUAUAUUGCUUCCUCCCGCUGGGGGCGUGUUUCUCCUCAUUUUCGAACACAAGAGUGACUACGUGCGCUUCCACGCCUGGCAGUCCAGCAUGCUCUUUUCCGUCAUCUUCAUCCUCCAUCUGAUCGUAUCCUGGUCCCCUGUACUCUCCUGGACGCUGUUCGCCAUCGACCUGGUCUUGAUUGGCUUCCUAGCCUUGCAUGCCUACCAGGAUGUGGACAACCUCGACCACUUCGAACUGCCAUUCUUUGGCCCUUUAGCUAACUCUUUUGUCGACAAUGAAUAA